UUUUGGAAGCGUUUGAUGCUUUUCCCAUUGUGAUUGUCCGUGUGUUGCGCGAGCUCGUGCGCGAUUUCUUGUGUGGAGUGUUUGUGUUGGAAGAAAAAAGUGUAUGUGUACCAUUGGUAUUAGAAUGACGCUCGCAGGAGGGGUGUCACAUCGCGGUGGAGGGGGCAAGCGGCCCCCUCCCCUCCCUUAUCACGCGGCGGCAACGCUCAGUCGUCGGCGAGCCGCUGUUCAUGCAGCUUCGGGGAGUGUCGCAGCCGCUAACAUGAAACUACGCGAGCGGCUAGUGAUCGGCGCGAGUAUCAGCAUCGUGCUGUUCACACUAGCGCUAGUCGUAGACCUACAACUGGACUUGGGGAUGAGUGGACAGCACCUGGCUCCAUCGCACGGCAGGAUCAAGUACGGUGGUGCGCCCGCUCCUCAGUACGCGGCGAUCAAGGUGGAGCCCCCGGACCCGGUGAAGGGGUCGCUAGACACCACGGAGGAUGUGAAGGUCCUGGAACCCCACGACUCCUUCGGCGAUCUCCAGGCGGCGCUGGCGGGCAAGGACAGCGGGGCCCAGGAGGUGAUCGGGAGGACGGAGAAGGGAUGGGUUGAGAGGAUGAACAAACACACGUUCAAGGAGGUCUACCGACUAGAGGAGAGGCCUAACAUCACCCUGCUGCAGAAGUUCCACAUGAGAAUAGCCAAGAGACAGAUGUACGAUGACAAGGAUCCUGUAUUGAAUGAACUUCUGCAAGAUGUAGGAAAAUUACAAAAGUUCUUGUUUGUUUACAGGCCUAACAUCACCCUGCUGCAGAAGUUCCACAUGGGAAUAGCCAAGAGACAGAUGCCUAACAUCACCUUGCUGCAGAAGUUCCACAUGAGAAUAGCCAAGAGACAGAUGUACGAUGACAAGGAUCCUGUAUUGAAUGAACUUCUGCCUAACAUCACCCUGCUGCAGAAGUUCCACAUGGGAAUAGCCAAGAGACAGAUGCCUAACAUCACCUUGCUGCAGAAGUUCCACAUGAGAAUAGCCAAGAGACAGAUGUACGAUGACAAGGAUCCUGUAUUGAAUGAACUUCUGCCUAACAUCACCCUGCUGCAGAAGUUCCACAUGGGAAUAGCCAAGAGACAGAUGCCUAACAUCACCCUGCUGCAGAAGUUCCACAUGAGAAUAGCCAAGAGACAGAUGUACGAUGACAAGGAUCCUGUAUUGAAUGAACUUCUGCAAGAUGUAGGAAAAUUACAAAAGUUCUUGUUUGUUUACAGGCCUAACAUCACCCUGCUGCAGAAGUUCCACAUGGGAAUAGCCAAGAGACAGAUGCCUAACAUCACCUUGCUGCAGAAGUUCCACAUGAGAAUAGCCAAGAGACAGAUGUACGAUGACAAGGAUCCUGUAUUGAAUGAACUUCUGCCUAACAUCACCCUGCUGCAGAAGUUCCACAUGGGAAUAGCCAAGAGACAGAUGCCUAACAUCACCUUGCUGCAGAAGUUCCACAUGAGAAUAGCCAAGAGAAAGAUGUACGAUGACAAGGAUCCUGUAUUGAAUGAACUUCUGCCUAACAUCACCCUGCUGCAGAAGUUCCACAUGGGAAUAGCCAAGAGACAGAUGUACGAUGACAAGGAUCCUGUAUUGAAUGAACUUCUGCCUAACAUCACCCUGCUGCAGAAGUUCCACAUGGGAAUAGCCAAGAGACAGAUGUACGAUGACAAGGAUCCUGUAGUGAAUGAACUUCUGCAAGAUAUGGGAACACGACCGAUCGUCCACGUUAGUCAAAAAGAAGGCGGAACUCAAAUAAAACUAGUGAUAGACUACGACAACAGUGAGCAGGCACUCUUCAAGCCAAUGAGAUUUCCAAGAGAGCAGCAGACUUUACCGAACCACUUUUACUUCACAGACUUCGAGAGACACACUGCGGAAAUUGCAGCAUUCCACUUGGACAGACUACUAGGGUUCCGCAGAGCAAUGCCAGUGACAGGGCGAACUCUCAACAUGACCACGGAGAUUUACGAUAUCGCCGAUGGAGAACUGCUGAAAACCUUCUUCAUUUCUCCGUCAAACAACAUGUGCUUCCAUGGCAGAUGUUCGUACUACUGUGACACAAGCCACGCGGUGUGUGGCAACCCUGAUAUGUUGGAGGGGAGUUUUGCAGCUUUUCUCCCUCCAAAAGAGACGGCCCCUCGCAAGAUCUGGAGGCAUCCUUGGAGAAGGAGCUACCACAAGCGGCGGAAAGCCCAGUGGGAACAAGAGUCAGACUACUGCAACCUGGUGAAGGAGAUCGCACCAUACGACCGUGGGCCGAGGCUCUACGACAUCAUGGACAUGGCGGUCCUUGACUUCCUGAUGGGCAACAUGGACCGUCAUCAUUACGAGACAUUCCGAGCGUUUGACAACGACACCUUUCCCCUCCACCUGGACCACGGUCGAGGUUUCGGUCGACCUUUCCACGACGAACUGAGCAUUCUUGCCCCACUCCUGCAGUGUUGUAUGAUACGAGAUACGACGCUGGCGACGUUACUGAAGUACCACAACGGGCCGGUUACGCUGAGUGAGGCAAUGCGAACAGCAAUGCUGCGAGACCCAGUGAACCCAGUGUUGUGGGAGCCUCAUCUUACAGCACUAGACCGCCGGGUCGUCAUCAUCCUCAAGGCUGUGCGAGACUGUGUAGAAUCUGCCAGAGAGAUGGCCAACGGAGCAGACGAAGAAAGCGCACCUGCGGAAUCCUAGCAUCGCAAAACUCGGAUAAACACUUCUGCAUCAUGAGCAGCCCCAGUAGAAUGGAAAUUGUGAAUUUUCAUUCAAAAAGUCCACUGGGAAAACGUUUAGAUUUUCCAACAUGGAAUUUCAGCAGUUACGGCGUAACAAUAAUGAUUAGCUUUUUACUUCCUAUCAGUGGACCUCAAGAUUGACUGGGUGUUUGUAAGUUGGACUAAAACUGCGGUCGUUAACAUGUGAUAAAAUGGGUUAUGAUUUAUGUGACUAAGUUUUACGUCAGAGGUUUGCUUUGUAAUUUAUUUAAGUCACGGAACCAAGGUCUAAGGUAAAAUAUUUGGCAGCUUCAUUGCUGAGUUUGACAAGCUUUAGCUGGACUAGCAACGUUUUUCUAAAUAAGAGUCUUUCUUUAACUAAAAUGUGUUGGUUCUAGCACCAUUGGAUAAAUCCCUGCAAAAGAGUUGGAUUUCUCUACCAUAAUACCUUUCAGUUUGUAAAUAUUCAAUGACUGAAAUGUUACGGUUGAAUACAAAAUAUUUUCAGAGCCUGAAUGAUAUUACAAUCGUGUCUCAGAAUAAGUGACUUUAUUAUAGUAAUGUAAUAUACUAUUGCAUCAAUAGUCAUUAUUCCAAAUUACAUAGUAAAAUAAAGAUAGGCUACUUUUUUACGGUUAUACGUGACAACUUGGUUGUUAGCCAAGAUCGGAUUACACAACUAACAUUCCAUUUGCUGAAUCUAGAUUUAAAUGUCUUUCCUUGUAAAGCCCUUCAAUUGUCAGGAAAAAAUAAAUUUUUUUUAAAUAGGAAAACCAUUCGCUAUCUGUCAUCAAAACAAAUGAAAAUACACUUACUCAACAAAUAAUUAAAGUUAUUGAAUCAUUGCCAAAUCAUAGUAGAACUCCAACUAUAUGCAUCAAUUGGGACCGUCACCCAAUUGGAUGGUAAAGAAAACAAUUCUGAUAGUUUUUAUUUUUACUGAAAUUUGGUAUAUUUUACAGAAAAUAGGCUGGGUCAAACUGAGCUUUACAAUUGUGUUCGUAGAUCACAUCUACAAAGAUUCAUCCAACAAAAAUUCUCGUUUCGCUCCGAUUGCGAAGGGUGACUGAUUUUCCCUAACAGGGAUGUAUGUCUCCAAGACCGAGGAAUAUAUUGAAGAUUUUGCUCAAAUAGUUUCCAUGACCGCAGGAGACUAUGAUGAUGUCUACACGAUUCUGGGGUAUAUUUUAAAUUUAGUCACAAUUAGAACACGAUGAUGACAUUUUGCGUGACUGCGGGGGACGAUGAUUAUGUCUACACAAGAGUGUUUUGAUUUUGCCGCGAUCACGGCUUCUACCUCCUUUAACAACGAUUUUCAUAACAAACUGUGGUUUUAAUUUUUUUUAUUCUUUCUGUAAGCGAUUUGAAUGAUCAGCGAUUUGGAUAGUUGGUGUUUGUGUUAUUGGAGUUCUACUAUGCAGCCAAAAUGAGCUUUUAGAAUCUAUCUCAAUACAAUACUUUUAAACCAAUCCAUCCCCUUUGUAUCAAAAAACUCAAAUCCUCCCGCCAAAUUUUUUUCAUAAUUAUUAUAAUUAAAAGGAAGGCUGGUUUUUCAUACAGUUAUUUUGGAAGAACUCGCUGAUUGUUAAGUGUAAGUAUCCUUUUCCUAGCACAAAAAUACUUUAAUUUUUGCAUUUUCAAAGUUGCCUUAUAUAUACUGUGGAGUUUUCAAGUAAAAUGUUUGUACUUUAACUGUAAUAACAUUUAUGAAACUUUUACCUAUGGAUAAAAUUUAUUUUCAAACUAUUUCAAGUUCAUAAUUUAUAUUCUGUUAAAUUUCUUACUUGCUUAUACAUACUACUAUCAGUUUGAUUUUUUUAUUUAUUUUACAACUAUAUUAUUCACAAUCAAUUCAGCACAAUCAAAUAUUUUUUGUUUACUGGUUUUAGGAUACGACUACCACAUAUCAUUAAUGCUAAGACUGUAUAUUCUAAGUAUGUUAGUAGUAGAAUAUUUAUUAAGCUGUUAACGGGGUUGUAUGUUACUGAAAGUUGUUACUUGUUAAAUUUAGUGAUGUGCGUAUCGAUACAAGGACCGCAAAAUAUCGAUAUUUUGUAUCGAUACGUGGGAGUGUAUCGUUAUGCCCGUAUCGAUACACCUAUAGCCAAUAUCGUAUUGCUUAUUUAUUGAUAUAAAUCUUAUUUUUAUGGUAAGAAAUUUGUCUUCCCAUCUUCCUCCCCUCAAAAGAAGUAUUGGAAAUUUGAUAUUUUACCCUAAUCUUCAAAAACACUGAUAAAACAUGUAUUUUCAGCUAUGUAUUGCAAAUAACCUCAAAACUAGGGCCACCAUUAAUGGAAGUGGGGACCCUCAUUGUCCAUCUUUAUACUAUUUAAUGUGUAAGUGGCAUACCCACCAUCAUUAUUAGUACUUUUUGGUCCAAUUAAUUAUCCCUGUGUAAAAACUAGGAAAACAAUAACAAAAUGUUUUCCAAUUUGAGGGUUUACCGGAAUUUGGAGGCUAUGUAUGUAUGUUUGAUACUGUACAAAUAAAAAGACACAGGAAGGUCUUAUAAUAUAAUAAGUUAUUAAUAACCUAUUACCUGUAUAACCCUCUUUACAAGCUUGUAAGUAACAUAGUAUUUGUCUAUGCAGCUUGUAUAUUUGAGAUAUUUAAUUUUUUUAUAUAAAUUAUAAAUAAACAAUACGAUAGGAUAUUUUAUCCGAUACAGAUAAAAAUCGAUACAUGAGGAUACGAUACGAUACACGUAUCGAUACACCACGUUCCGAUACGUAUCAAUACGCAGUAUCGAUACAUUGACCCGUAUCGCCCAUCACUAGUUAAAUUUAUAUCAAUAAGGAUUAUUGUGUGAUGUGUUUUGUACUAAUUAUGGCAACUAUUUUCAGACUAAGCUAUGGUGUAUUUUACGUAGUGAAUAUUUUAAAGAUGUAGACAAAUUGUAAAACCACGCUGUCUUAAAACUAAACAAUGUUGAACUAUUUUUGUUGACAGUUUUGAUCAGCUAUAUUAUUUUGUGCAACCUCUUGGUGUGCUUUUGAAGGUACAGUAGAUCCUCUUUAAUCCGAACUAAUUGGGACCGGGGGUAGUUUGGACUUUUGAAUACUUCAGAUUACAGAACAUAUUGUUGUCUUUACAUAACAAUAGCUAAAACAAGGCUAAAAUGAAUCGUAAUUGUUACGAGAAAAGUUAAAAAAAUGCUUUAUAAAGUAAAAUACAGUGUAAGUUUAAUACAGUAGUAAACAUAGUGAAUAAACAGUACUGUACAUUAAAUACAGUAUACAAUAUAGAACUACUGUACUGUGUAUAAAGUACAGAAAUGAGGUGUUCGGAUUAGUGGACGUUCAGACUACGGGGGUUCGGAUUAAAGAGGUUCUACUGUAUAAUGUUGGUUAGUAAUAUGAAAAGUGUAAUAAAUUUAAAGUUUUUUUUAAUUUUUGUUGUUAGUAUUUAAAAUGCACAUUUUAAGACAGUCGGAUAGUCAUUUUAUAGUCAAUCACAAUCGUUUCGUCCUGAUUUUAACUGUAAUGACCAGUUUUUUUUUUGUAUUUUUAUGAUACUAUAUUAUUAACAAAACUUGGGUGUUUUUUGCAACUUAAUCCAAUUAUUAACCUUAAACCUUUAAAUUGUUCCUUACAUUUUAUAUCCUGUUGUAAGGCAGUCUAUAGAAUGAUUUUCAAGUUCAAAAGUUUUAACACAAAGGUUUCAUCAAGUAAAUUUCAGCUAUGUUCACGUUUUAAGCUUAUAACAAAAACAUUAUGUUGUUUACAAACUAAUCUAUUAUUUAAAUAACAUUGAAAUGUAAAAUUGUAUUUAGAAUUAAGUUUAGCUACAUCUUUAGUAUGAAAAUGCUUAACAGAAUCCAGUUUUAAAUAGUUAAAAGAAGCACCAUUGGUUACCAACCCUAAUAGACCUGACUGAGCAUACAUUUUUUCAAACUUUUUUUAUAAAAAGUGAAAGUGAAAUAUUUUUGUUUCAACUCAGUCACGUCUGUGGGUAGAUCUCCCAGCCGUGCCAUUGUUACCUUAUAUUGUAAAUAACUCGAUGUAAAUAUUGUAACUCUAGUCAUAAUGGCCAAUUUGUACAGAAUCGAAUAUAAAAUUUAAAUAAAGGUUACUUUUUCAAUAA
Molecule: messenger RNA, 6810 nt
Organism: Macrosteles quadrilineatus (aster leafhopper)
Lineage: Eukaryota; Metazoa; Arthropoda; Insecta; Hemiptera; Cicadellidae
Exons: 20
Coding region: 104-2707 (867 amino acids)
Biological process (GO): protein phosphorylation
Cellular component (GO): Golgi apparatus
Molecular function (GO): protein serine/threonine kinase activity
Source: RefSeq, a predicted model, not a curated record